Molecule: messenger RNA, 3606 nt
Organism: Lemur catta (Ring-tailed lemur)
Lineage: Eukaryota; Metazoa; Chordata; Mammalia; Primates; Lemuridae
Gene: HMGB3
Product: high mobility group box 3
Exons: 5
Coding region: 102-710 (202 amino acids)
Biological process (GO): regulation of transcription by RNA polymerase II
Cellular component (GO): nucleus
Molecular function (GO): DNA binding, bending
Source: RefSeq, a predicted model, not a curated record
CAAUCAGGCGGCUCUCGUGGAGGCAGCUAGCGCGAGGCUGGGGAGCGCAGAGCGGCGCGUCGUGCCCUGCGCUGCCCAGACUAGCGAACAAUACAGUCACGAUGGCUAAAGGUGACCCCAAGAAACCAAAGGGCAAGAUGUCUGCUUAUGCCUUCUUUGUGCAGACGUGCAGAGAAGAACAUAAGAAGAAAAACCCAGAGGUCCCUGUCAAUUUUGCAGAAUUUUCCAAGAAGUGCUCUGAGAGGUGGAAGACGAUGUCUGGGAAAGAGAAGUCUAAAUUUGAUGAAAUGGCAAAGGCGGAUAAAGUCCGCUAUGAUCGGGAAAUGAAGGAUUAUGGACCAGCUAAGGGAGGAAAGAAGAAGAAGGACCCUAAUGCCCCUAAAAGGCCACCGUCUGGAUUCUUCCUGUUCUGUUCAGAAUUCCGCCCCAAGAUCAAAUCUACAAACCCUGGCAUCUCUAUUGGAGAUGUGGCAAAAAAGCUGGGUGAGAUGUGGAAUAACUUAAGUGACAGCGAAAAGCAGCCUUACAUCACUAAGGCUGCAAAGCUGAAGGAGAAGUAUGAGAAGGAUGUUGCUGACUAUAAGUCUAAAGGAAAGUUUGAUGGCGCAAAGGGUCCUACUAAAGUUGCCCGGAAAAAGGUGGAAGAGGAAGAUGAAGAAGACGAGGAGGAAGAGGAGGAGGAGGAGGAGGAGGAGGAGGAGGAUGAAUAAAAAAAACUGUUUAUCUGUCUCCUUGUGAAUACCUUAGAGUAGGGGAGCGCCGUAAUUGACACAUCUCUUAUUUGAGAAAUGUCUAUUGCCCUCAUUAGGUUUAAUUGCAAAAUUUGAUCACGAUCAUAUUGUAGUCUCAAAGUGCUCUAGAAAUCGUCAGUGGUUUACAUGAAGUGGCCAUGGGUGUCUGGAGCACCCUGAAACUGUAUCAAAGUUGUACAUAUUUCCAAACAUUUUUAAAAUGAAAAGGCACUCUCGUGUUCUCCUCACUCUGUGCACUUUGCUGUUGGUGUGACAAGGCAUUUAAAGAUGUUUCUGGCAUUUUUUUUUUUAAUUUGUAAGGUGGUGUUAACUAUAUGGUUAUUGGCUAGAAAUCCUGAGUUAUCAACUGUACAUAUCUAUAGUUUGUAAAAAGAACAAAACAACCAAGACCAACUCUUGUUGCUCCUUGCUUGGCAUUGAGGCCGUGGGGAAAGAUGCCCUUUGGAGGGGCCGUAGCUCAGGGCGCGCACUGUGAGCUGGACCUGUUGACACUGCAGCGGGCAUCCAUUUAGCUUCAGGUUGUCUUGUUUUUGUAUAUAGCGACAUAGCAUUCUGCUGCCAUUCUUAGCUGUGGACAAAGGGGGGUCAGCUGGCAUGAGAAGUGUUUGGUUUCUUUUUCUUUUUUUUUUUUUUUUUAGUUAAGUAUGGUAGUUUUUAAACUGUUUUAAAGCAAACUGGAGAACUCUUCAUUGUCAGCAAAGCGGAAGAGCCACUGCAUCAAUGAAAGUUCAAGAACCUUCUGUACUUAAACACAUUUGCAACAUUCUGUUAUUUUUUGUAUUUAGAAUGCUGAAAUGUUUUUGAAGUUAAAUAAACAGUAUUACAUUUUUAAAACUGUUCUCUAUUAUAACAGUCUAAAUUUCUGACUCACAGCAGUCUUAGCAGUGAAACAACUCCCACUCCAUUGUGUUUGGAGACUUAGCCUCCCUAUUAAUGCGGUUAACUUCUCUUUUACUCAAUGUGUCCAGCGUACUUAGGGCUGAGAUGGAGAGGGCUACUUGAAGCUACCGCGUCAUUUUGUUUGUGUCUAUGAGUGGCACUAAAAUGAAUGAAGAUAGGGACAAAGGCAAGGUUCGGCAGCUGUCAGAGGUACCGGAAGGUGGGUGGUUAAGAUAGAGGCUGACUGUCUAAGUUUAUGUUUUUUUGCCUCCCGCCUCCACCCCCCGAAUUUAUGGGGCCAAAUGCAUUGCUAAGCAGCAAAAACAUCUUUCAGAGUGUAUGGCACAUUAAAAAUCCAGGCCUUAUUUUUUCCUCUUUGGUCCCCCCCCAACUGGCAUGUAUAGCAGGUUGCUGUGUGCAACCUUUGAGGAGGCCAUGAGCUGCUGCUUCUGUCUCCUGGACCCCAAUUAGGGGAGGUGGGGUGGGGUGAGAUGAAGGGGUAAGAGACGAUAUCCGUUUCUUCUACUUCUUGAAAACACCAAGCACCCCAAGGGAGACUGUAGGCUCUGUCUUGGGUUACAUGAGCUAUGGGGCAGGCUGAUGGGAUCAAGCAUUUCUAAGCACUAAAUGUAUCAUGGAAAGUAGGAUGGCCUACUCACUGAGUUCAUUGAAAAUGUAGAUUGUUGUCAAUGCUAUUAAACUGGAAGAAACUUAGUUUGUGUUUCAGUGGUUAUGUUAGUGGAUGGUGUAACAUUUUGUCCAGGUUGGGGUGAGCGGAGAUGGCCACAGUGGCAAGUGGUGAUAUUAAAUAACAUUUUGAAGGCUGAUGUGUACGUAUAUCUUUGCUGUCUGUAGUAAUGAAGGGUAGAGGACUAUGUUGUGGCUCAGUGUUAGUACUGCCCAGCAUUAAUACUUGGAUGUGUAUGUUUGAGACUGUGAAGCACGUGGGAGUGUUUUUGUGGUAUAUUUUAAGAGAAAGCAUUUUUUUCAAGAUUACUAUUUGGAAACUUGCAUGUCUGGAGACAGUGUCCUCUCCACGCUGUCAGGUCCUAGAUGGGUACAAGUCACGGUCACGGUCACAGCCCGAUCUCUGUGUACUCAUAGCCAUCCCCUUUCACAUCAGAACCGUUUGUCCUAAAUGUGUUUCUCUAGUUCUAGAAAGUGACCACUAAUUUGAAAACUUGAUCAUGAGGUUUGCCCAGAGGCUCUUGUUCCAAAAUUGCCCCUUCUGCCCUUGUCACUUGGCAUUCUAGGCUAAAGCUUCUGCUUCCCAAUAACACAGUACCAGGAUAAGAUUUUGGAACUGUGGCCAGCCUCAUCAAAUAUGGAAGAGAAAUUCAACCCGUAGUCACAAGGGAGCGAUUUCUUGCUAAGUGAUGCCCCUCUAUGUGAUUGUAACUAGACAUACCAACUAGGGAAAGGCAAAGACUGGAAGAGGGUGACUUUUUUUUUUUGUGCUCCCACAGUAGCUAAACAGAAGUAGGGAAGCUGUUUAAUCUUUGAUUAAGCAAACAUUUAAGUUCUAAAGGCUAAGUUGAGGCCACCUGACCCAUUAGCUGCUUGCAGCAAGGCAACUACUUUUAAGGUUUUCACACUGUCAUAAGAUCGCCACUCUGAUAGAAUUAUGCCCUACAGCUUCUUUGAGAUGCUUUAAGUGGCAUGAUGUUACCACCUAAGGCCUAGGCUUAGCUUUAUUUUUGGGCCCACUGUAUGUGUUCUUGCAGUGCCAAGCUGUUGCUUUUUUUUUUUUUUUUAAUCAAAAGGACAGUACCUGCUUCCUCUAACCACCUUUCUCUUUCAACCCCUUCACCCUGUUCUUGAAUGACAUUAUAUCCUUUGGAAAGAACAAGGCUGUGAUGUACUAACUAUUGUCUGUGUCUCCUGUGUGUCUGUUCUUGUCACAAAUGUAUUUGGGGAUGUUGGAUGCAUUCAUUUUCUGUAAUAAAGUUUCUUAAUCAGUCUUCCCAAAAAGUAA